GAGAGAGAGAGGGAGGGAGGGAAAAGGAGCGAGAGGGAAGGGAGAGCAGAGGAGCUUAGAGAGGGGAUCUGCAUUGUAAGUAGCUCUGAGAGCAGCAAGUGGUGGCUGUUUUUCAACCUGUUUUUAUUUUCUCAAGGAGCGGGAGAACAAGAGGAAGAAGAAGAGUCAGGCAGAGGAGCACAGAUCUGAAAAGUCUGGGCUGUGUUUAAAAGAAAAAGGAAGCUGAAGGAGGAGAAGGGAGGAAAGAAGCCAGGAGGAACACAAGGCAGCAAUGGAUAGCAGAGUGGCUCAGUCUGACCCUGAGAUGGCCUGGAUUCACACACUGCUGCUGGCCACCAGCCAGCACACACACUAGGCUGCUAACGCCAAUGAGCUCCCAUGUGUUCGCUCAGCCAUGCUCCCUGGGUAUGGAUUCUCACCUUUUCCUGAUUUCCAGCCCCACCUUCACGCUCUUCGCUGCCGAGGAGAGAGUCCCAGCAUGUGGAUCCCUGGCUCAGGAGAGUCCCAAGCUCUGAGCGAGACCCAGGAGGACCGGCCUCUCCUCCACCCGUGCCACCACAAGCAUGUCGCCGUGUGCCAGCAGGAAACACUGGCUUUUAUUGAGCUACAACCACCAGUGACUCCUAAACUAAACGGUCUGGGCUCUCCCAGGCCAACUGUCAUUCCAGAUGCACAGUGUAAAACACACUCCCUGCCACUGAAUGGUUUCAGACACUCGCUAAAUAAACUGAAUGACGUGCAGAGCAGCUGCCACAGGACAGACAAUGAACAUGAAACAACACUAAAUCUGAACUCUCAUACACCUGCGGGUGAUGAUGAGGUCGAAUGCCACAAUGGAACUCGAACUGUCACGACGGUAUGUCGUCCUCUCCACGCAGCUCUUAGCCUCCCUCUGUCCUUCCCUCUGUCCUCUCUGUACACAAACAGAGACUCAUGGGAAUCUCAAUUACCUUGCUCACCAUCCUCACCUGAAGGUCCAGGGUUUCAGAGCCCAGACUCCUGUCAGCCACAGAGGAGGACUUCACAAGGUUCACUGAAAGAGAAGUCGAUCCGGAGAAAGAUGCAGGUUUAUUCCCCAGACAGCCUGAGUGAUGAAUCUCUCAGCAGCCCGAUCCUGGACGCAGACUACAUCUUCCCUGGUCCUUUUGCAUCUUUCCUGGAGGAGGACCUCAGUGGAUUAUCUGCCCUGGAAGCCAUCUCAAGUCCCUCAUCCACAGACGGCGUGACAGAUCACCCAAACCUCAGUCAUGAUGAUAUUUUUAAUCUACCUGAAGAACCACUGCAGAUAAUAGAGGACUCGAUACUGGGGGUGAGGGAAGGCAGUGGGAGUGUAGAGACGUCCAGUGCUACGGGGGGGAACUUUUUGUCCCGCAGCCGCCAGGGGGACCAAGAGCGGCGGCGUUUCUCAGCUUCUGAACUCAUAUCCAGACUGCAGCUGUCUCAGAGGAAGAACUCCUUCACCCUGAAGCUGGGGAAGUCUCUGUCUGCACGGGUCACCUCCAGGGACAGACAGAGCUCCAACAGCCUCAGCCCCAACCCUGACUAUAAGUCCAACUCCAGGCACCGUGGCUCAGGAGGAUCUAGUGAUAGCGCCCCCCACAGUCCUGUAGGACCUGCACCUCCACUGCCCAGCAGUGACAGUGGGAUGCCUUUGCAUCGGUGGAGCACGAAACUUGGAAUGAGAAAGAAAUCCAUAGAAGAAGACGUGGGCACACUUCCAACUGUUGCUGGUUCCAAUCGCUUAUCAAGGUUUUUGCCUAGUUCGAUUCUGUACCAGGAGUACAGUGAUGUCGCCAUCAACAGAGAGAUCCAGAGGCAACAGGGGAAGGAGCCAGGCACAGAGGAGGAGGGGCUCAGGGAUGAGGGAUCUGACGGGACUCCGUCUCCAUCUAAUUUGUCUCCAUCCAGCUCCUUUCGCUCCUCGCGAGGCUCUGCGUUUGCUCUGUGGCAGGAUAUCCCUGACGUACGAAGCAGCGGUCAGCUUGACAACUUCAGCAACGAGGAGAGGAAAUUACAGGAGGCAAAGUUUGAGCUGGUGACCUCUGAAGCGUCGUACAUUCGCAGCCUGACGAUCGCUGUGGACCACUUCAUGUUGUCGCAGGAGCUUGCUGAGUGUCUGGGAGCUCAAGAUAAGCAGUGGCUCUUCUCCAAGCUGCCUGAAGUCAAAGAUGUCAGUGAGAGGUUUCUUCAGGACCUGGAGCACAGACUAGAGGAAGACAUUCUGCGCUUUGAUGUGUGCGACAUCGUCCUGGAUCACUGCCCGGCUCUGCGAAGAGUCUAUUUACCUUAUGUAACCAACCAGGCUUACCAAGAACAGACAUACCAACGUUUGCUGCACGACAACCCUCGUUUCCCCGGCAUCCUGGCUCGUUUGGAGGAGGACCCUGUCUGCCAAAGACUUCCUCUGACCUCUUUUCUAAUCCUCCCAUUUCAGAGGAUCACGCGGCUUAAAAUGCUGGUGGAGAAUAUCUUAAAGAGGACGACACCAGGCUCUCGAGAUGAGGACACGGCCACAAAAGCUUUCAACGAACUAAAAAAGAUCAUCAGAGAAUGUAACUCCAGUGUGCAGUCAAUGAAGAGGAUGGAGGAACUUAUUCACCUCAAUAAGAAAAUUCAUUUUGAGGGAAAGAUCUUUCCUCUGAUCUCUCAGUCCCGCUGGCUGGUGAAACAUGGUGAACUCCUGGAAGUCGACACUCAGACGAUGAGUAUUUCUGGGUCAAAGCUGAAGUUACCCACCAAGCCCGUGUACCUCCACCUGUUCAAUGACUGUCUCCUGCUGUCCAGGAGGAAGGAUACAUGGAAGUUCAUGGUGUUUGUUCAUGCCAAGAUAGGAGAGCUGAAAGUGAAGGAUCUCAGUCAGAAGCUGCAGGGCAUCUCAGGCUUCAUCUUCCACCUGCAGCUGUGUGAAGGCCAGCAGCUCAAACACCAGAUCCUGCUCAAAUCACACACUGAGAGCGGGAAGCAGAGAUGGAUCACAGCGAUGUUUCCAUCUGAUCCACUCGAAGACAUCGAGCAGGCCAAUGAGAACGAUGAUAUAUCCCAGGUUCAGUGCAUCAAAAGCUAUCAGUCCCAGGAGCACGAUGAGUUAACGUUGGAAAAGGCCGACAUUCUUCAUGCUAAGACCAUUACAAGUGAUGGCUGGGUAGAAGGCAUCAGGCUGUCAGACGGGGAACGGGGCUGGUUCCCCAAAACCUAUGUGGAGGAAAUCACAAGUCGCAGCGCACGCCUCCGCAACCUUCGAGAAAAUAUACGCAUCAAAUGUGUCACACAGAAACUGGAGGGAGAGGACUAACCAUUUCUACUGCAGCUUGUCCUGUGUCAGAGGUGCAUUUCAUUUGAUAAGUUGAAUUUUUAAGCCUCUUGAUCGUUGUUUCUUACACAUUUCCUUUAGCAUGCUAACUGUGAAUAUAUUCUUGAAAUGAGAGUAUAAAGCUUCUACUGCUCUCUCACAAUUUAAGGCUUUUAUGCAAUAAAAGUCUGCUGACAUCAGUCUGUAGUUCCUAAACUUUGUAUGAGCUAUUACUUUAUUUAUGCAUGCUUUCUGGAAAUGCAUCUCAGUACCAUUUUAGAAUCAGAGCAGAAAUUGAAGCAUCUCUGUUGUAAAUGUGGUGUGCCUGUCUGCACAUUUACCUACACAGCUACUAAAUGUAAAUAACAUCUAAAGGUAAAUUUGUACAUUUCUCGGUUCAUGUCAGAGCAGAUCAGCUUGUAGCAUAGUAGCAACUAAAGAUCUAUCUCUACACACUUCCAUCCCUCCCUGAUCAAACUGAGCUCUGUGAGAUGCAGGAGAUUCAUCCAUGUAUUAUUACUACGUCAGAAAUCACCCGAGGCAGAUUGUGCUGCUGAGCUGCAUCAGGACACAUCAGAGGCUUCUUAUCUCUUGUCUUUGUUCACAAUGAGUGCUGCUUUAAUUUCACUACUCCACAGUAACAUUAGUUCAUUUCCCUCCACGUGUCAAAGAUGUGGAUUGUUGCCUUCCCUGUUCCUGUUUCAUUAUUUUAAAGAUUCAACUGUAACAUAAAUGAAGAGCAAAUUAUCGUCUUUACAAGGCUGCACUACACAAAUAUUAUUUGUCAGCGCCUUAAUCUCAUUAAAGGAUUAGACUGACCGUACUCUAUAUUUUUAUCAUUGUCAACAAAGCCCAUGAAAAGAGCAAAGCUAACAAUAAACUCAUCCUGUUGACAGUUUUGUCUGUCACAGCCUAAUGAAGCUUAUGCCUCUAUUGUUGUUUAAAACUAUUUAAACACAUCAGUGAGUCACACAUGAACAUGGGCAGGAACAUGUAAAUACUGCCUAGACCACCAAAUGUAUAUUAAUCCACCGCUCAAAGUAGUCCCCAACAAAUUCACAGUUUACUCCUUUUUCAGUAACAUUUGCUAAAACCUCCAGUGUCCAGCUGUUUUGGGACUUAAAAAAAGACUUAAUGCAUGUGACAUUUCUGUUUUUAAAAGACUCAAUGUGCAAAUUUAGUUUUAAAACUUAAAGACGCCCCAGCUAGCACCAGUUGAAUGAAAGGUCAACAUUAUUGUAUUACGCUAAUAAUACUAAAUAAAAUAAUGCUGUUCUACACUAAGCACUGAAUGACAUUUAGGAACAUCAUCCACAUCAUUUCCCCCACUGGGUGUAAAAAUCCCCAGAUGAUCAAGAGCACAGUGUAACUGAGCUGAGACCUGUUGUUAAUGAACCACUAUAAUCUACAUUAAACUCUACCAGUGGCACAUGUUUAUAACCCAACUUUUUUUUUUUCUAUAUCUAAGUUGUUAGUUGUAAUUUAAGUGGUUGCUGUUGCAGCAUGUGUAUUUAUACUCCUCUAGCUGGUUGUUCUCUAAGGAGAUUCUGAUGUAAAUGGACCUUACUGUAGAUGGCUUCAUGUAUAAAGAGUAGGAAAUGGUUCAUUUACUUUUUUGACUGUAAUUUAUAUGAAAAAAGAUGUAACAGAUAUUAUGACGUUCCAUAACUAUGAACUUCUGUCAGAGUAAUUUCUAGUACCCAAUGAAUAUAAAUACCGUAAUACACUGGAUGUUUACUGGAUGUUCUCCUCACUACUGUAAAUGUUUAACCACUGAAAUAAAAACAGAUUAUUACAUUUUA
This is a messenger RNA of Lates calcarifer (barramundi perch), 5091 nucleotides long. RefSeq names its product Rho guanine nucleotide exchange factor (GEF) 19 (gene arhgef19). NCBI's taxonomy places the organism in Eukaryota, Metazoa, Chordata, Actinopteri, Centropomidae. Gene Ontology annotation, biological process: regulation of actin cytoskeleton organization; activation of GTPase activity. Gene Ontology annotation, molecular function: guanyl-nucleotide exchange factor activity; protein binding. The record is from RefSeq and is a predicted model, not a curated record.